Engraulis encrasicolus (European anchovy) is the source of this 6755-nucleotide messenger RNA. It is a transcript of the gene vasnb, whose product is annotated as vasorin b. The coding region runs from base 727 to 2913 and encodes 728 amino acids. The record is from RefSeq and is a predicted model, not a curated record. The transcript is spliced from 3 exons. Gene Ontology annotation, cellular component: plasma membrane. Gene Ontology annotation, molecular function: protein binding. NCBI's taxonomy places the organism in Eukaryota, Metazoa, Chordata, Actinopteri, Clupeiformes, Engraulidae.
AUCUAUUUUUUUUCUCCAAACAGGUUGCACCGGUUACUUUUCGGUUGAUAUUCAUAUGAAUUCGUUUCCCUAAUGCCAUGGUCUAACACAGUGCAGGCAUGUCGACUUCAAGGGCUUUGACAGGUUUGUAGGCCUACUCCUACACUGUGGCUGCAUGCGUUUUUUUUUCAAUCUGUGAUUACCGGUUCAGUGAACUGAAAUUCUACACAUUCAGAAUGAAAUCGUCCGUGAACUCCACCUUCCCAAAAGAACACCAGCCUGCCUCUCGGUGAGCGAGCAAAGCAGCCUAUUUUCAGUUCGCUGCGAGCCUCGCUCCUCCCAUUGCUAUCCUCAAAGGCGCGGUGCAGACUCCGUACCGGGACGGAGGGUCAAAACAUCAGUUAAAAAAACUAUGUCUAUCUGAAGAUGUUUCUUUUGACCAUACCAGACAGGGGUUGUAUGGAUGGUGUUUCGCAAAGUGUGAAAAAAGAACGAUUUUACUAUUGAAAUGGCACCUCCACUUGUCAUCUGGCAAGACUGACUUUCAUCGCAUAACGUGGAUAAUAGAAGAAAACAAGUUGUUGAAAGUUCUGACGUCUCCCCGUUGAAUACUGGGGUCUCCUAAGGGGCAAAAGGGAUACGGCAGGUUUUAAACAAUCUCCCUCCUCCCUCUUCCUCGUGCCCCGUCACACCACCCCCUCCUCUAUCGAUAUUUCUCCAGGUCCUGUGAGGGGAGGGGGGGCCAGCAUGACGCGACACAACCCCCUCCUCCACCACCACCACCUCCUCUUCCUCCUCCUCUUCUCCUGCCACCAUGUGACCACGCUACCCGCUGCAGACUGCCCAAGGGACUGCUCCUGCGCCACGCCCGAGACCAUCUUCUGUGUCCUGCGGCGUUCAUCGGGCAUGCCCUCCGGAGUGCCUGCGUCCACGCGGAACCUCUACCUGUUCCAGAACGGCAUAGAGACGCUGCAGCAGGAGGACUUCGAGGGCCUCGAGGAGCUGGAGAUGCUGGACAUGAGCCAGAACAAGCUGACCGAGCUGCCCGACCGCGUCUUCACGUCCCUCUCGAACCUCCGCAACCUGGACCUGUCCGCCAACCAGAUCACGCACAUCGGCGAGGAGAGCUUCGCGGGGCUGGACCUCCUGGAGAGGCUCUACGUGUACAGCAACCUGAUCCAGACGAUCCACCCCAACGCCUUCGACGGACUCGAGCACCUGCUGGAGCUGAAGCUGCAGGGCAACCAGCUGGCGUCGUUGCCAGCGCUGCGCAUGCCCAGCUUGCUGCUGCUCGACCUGCGGUUCAACCACCUGCCCGACCUGGGGCCCGGCGACCUCCAGACGCCCAGCCUCGAGUGCCUGAAGCUGGCCGGGCUGGGGCUCACCAGGCUGGACGCGGAGCUGCUGGGCGGCCUGUCCAACCUCCAUGAGCUGGACGUUUCGGGGAACCAGCUGAGCACGUUCCCCCCGGUACUGCGGCAGGCUGGGGGGCUGAUCCGUCUGAGCCUGGCGGGGAACCCUAUGGGUCCCUUGCGACUGGACGACUUUGAGCACCUCGGGGAGCUGCAGGAGUUGGACAUCAGCAACCUGAGUUUGCAAGGAUUCCCCGAUGGAUUCCAGCACCUUUUUCCCAACCUGCGGCGGCUGACUGUGGCGGAGAAUCCUUUCAACUGCCUCUGCACGCUGUCCUGGUUUCCAGGAUGGCUGAGGACCCAGCAGGUGACGCUCGGGCGGACCCAGGAGACCAGGUGUCACUUCCCGCCUCUGAACGCGGGGAAGGUGCUGGAGAGGCUGGAGCACAGAGAGUUUGGCUGUCCCACCACCACCACCCUCACGCCCAGCACCGUAAGGACCACCACCGCUCAGGCAGUGCUCACCACCACUCGUCCCAGCACCACGCAGGCCAUCCCUCGACCAGCACCUCCUAAUCCGAGCCAGAUUCCCUCCAAGGACACGGACAGCGACGAGCUCCCGCCUCCUGUGCCCUCUUCUCCCAGCGACGACGACACAAAUGGCGAACAAAAACAGUUAACCCCCUGCCCCUCGAACAUCUGCCUCAACGGCGGAACCUGCCGGGUCGCCAAGCAGGGUCAUUUGGAGUGUGCCUGCCCCACCCACACAUCAGGUGUGUACUGCGAGAAGGUCGAUGACGUGGCGUCCCGCCACGACAACUCGCCUGAGGUGGAGGAUGACAAACACAUCGCCCCGGUAACCACCGUCGUCCCCGCCUACGCGUCCCAGGACAUCAGCCCGGGCCUGGUCACCAGCACCUCGAUCCGACUGGACCUGCGCCGCUACAUUGAGGCCCGGCCGCACAUCCGCGGCAUCCGGCUCACCUACCGCAAACUCUCCGGGUCCGACCGGCGGCCCAUGCACCUGAACAUCCCUGCCUCCUACCCAGAAUACACCUUGCGCGGCCUGCGCCCCAACUCCACCUACACCGUGUGCGCCGCCCCACUGGGGGGGCAGCAGACUGGCGCGGCGGCGUCCGUGGAGGAUGGGGACAAGGCAUGCAUGGAGGCCCGCACACUAGGCCAGCAGGACACUACCACGGGAGCGCUGGUGGAGGAGCCCCAGCUGCGGACCGUCCUCGUUCCGGCCCUCGCCAUCUUGCUCCUGCUGGUGGUGCUGGCGGUGUCCGUGGGGGUGGCGUGCUAUCUCCGGCAGAGGCGGGCCAAGGGCCACCUGGAGCUGGACUGUGAUGCGGGCGCACAGCUGGAGCUGGAAGGGGUGAACGGCGGCUUGGAAAACGGGGCGCUGCCACAGAAACAGAGCGACCCGGGUACGGGAUCGGGGUCGCCUAACACAGCAACCACGACAACGACGACAAUGCUGGGACUUGGGAACGGGACGCUCGAGUAUGAGAUCCCCCUCAUGCAGGAACACUGCGCAGCCAACAACAACGUGGCCAAUCACAAGCCCUCGUACUUCUGACCUCUGAGGAGAGGGGGGCUCACUGAUGAGAGAUACUGAUGGUGACCUCUGUAGAGGUCAGAGGGCAAAGGGCAGCGUCUACAUUCAGGGAUCAGCUAGCCACGCACAUGCAGCAUGCACCAGCCAUAUACAAAAGGGAAUAUACAGCGGAUCAGCUCACAAUGCAAUACUGUGGAGACAUUGAUGCUGAUUAUUUUGGGGCGGUACGUUUUUUUUUGUUCCUCCCAAUAUUCCUGUGAAAACUUAUGUAAAAAAAACAACAGCAGUGUUUUCUGGAGGUUUGCUUGUUUCUGUGAAUGUGUUGGACUGGACUACUACUCUUUUUUUAUGUGAGAAGAAGAGGCGUGAUCUGGCUCUGCCUUCAAACCCUGUGUAACAGGGUGGUCACAUUUUCAUACACUCUUCAGCAGUACUGUUAGGCCAACAGCAAAGUUUCCCUAAGAGGGCACACACACAAACACGCACCAUUAGUAUGUGAAAUGGCUAAAGCCCCCGAAGCACCAUCUCUGGCCCAAAUAGGAGCCAAAUUGCGGAUGGGUACGUAGUACGCCAUAGCAUGGCCUGGCAUGGCUCAUGGUUUUGGUUGUACGGUACUGCAUGCUUUUCCUCACAACUGACUGAAUCUAUACAGCACAUACAGUAUAUGCUGGGCAGCGUUUGACUGUGAAAGUAGCAGUGCACCAGAGAGAGUAGAGAGAGAGAGGUUCCAUUGGCCCAUUGUUUCCGGAUUCUAUUAUUGGGGGGGAAUUCCCCCUUUAGGCAGACCUAGGCAGACCUGAGGACUGUUCUAUUCAAUGCUAGGAGCAUUAUGACACGCCCCUUUAGGCAGACCGGAACCUGGUCAUGUUAGGUGCCCAUAGAAACCUAUUAUGUUGGCAUAUCUCUAUACUUAAAGAAUCUCUGAGUGCACUGCAGUGCACCACAGUGUUGCUCCAUUCGCCAGGAGCCGGGAGGGAGACGUCAGUGCUGUUUGCUGUGAACACAUUAUGGACUCUCGAGUCUCCAAGUCAAUGAAGAUAAGGGGCUCCCCUCUGCAGCCAUGGUGGCGGAAGCCAUCGCCGGUGAAGGCUGCAGUGUCGAAAUCAAAGGGCGUCGUGAAGUCACAUUUGUGUGUGUGUGUGUGUGUGUGUGUGUGUGUGUGUGUGUGUGUGUGUGUGUGUGUGUGUGUGUGUGUGUAUGUGUGUGUGUGUGUGUGUGUGUGUGUGUGUGUGUGUGUGUGUGUGUGUGUGUAUGUGUGUGUGUGUGUGUGUGUGUGUGUGUGUGUGUGUGUGCACGUCUGCUUGCUCGUGUGUGUGUGUGGUUUUUUACUGUGCUUGUAUGUUUCAUAUCUGCUUUGCUGAGUAUGUUUUUUAAUCUACAAAAAGUGACUGUAACUCUCGCCCUGAUCCUUUACACCCGGACCCCAUGUGACUUUACAGACAAAACAGCAGAUUAAAUUCUUUGAAGAUUAAAAACUAGAGACUCGCACAGACAAGUCAAUCAAGGGAUCUAACUUCAUGAAUGGCACACACACACACACACACACACACACACACACACACACACACACACACACACACACACACACACACACACACACACACACACACACACACACACACACACACACACACACACACACACACACACACACAAAAUUCCUUUUUCCCCCUUUCAUUGGUUUUUCUAGAACCCACACAUUCGCAUGGCGAGAUCACCACCAAGAUUACACAAAAGCAAAAGGCGAAGUCGACUGAAAAACCCAAAAUCUUUUUAGGUCUAGCUUCUCGCUGACACUGUUCUUACAAUAGCUGACAACUACAUUAGGGUGGCUUGGAAUAGUAACAACAGACGUAAAAAAAAGAAAACUGGAAGCCGAGGCCUGAGUUAGCCUUAAGUCACCCCACGAAUAUAUCUGUGGUGUGAAAACUGCUUUUGAGACAGCAUAGUUGUGUGAUUGGAACUCGGCGCUCUCCUUGUCACAGUGGUGGCAUAACACGCAGAUUCCUGAAAAACCAAACCAACUGGCACGUUGGCACAGGAGACGUGUAGCAAAGAGUACAACACACACACACACACACACACACACACACACACACACACACACACACACACACACACACACACACACACACACACACACACACACACACACACACACACACACACACACACACACACACACACACACACACACACAGCACUGUAUUGGGUUAUUUUGAAGACUUAAAAAUUCCCUUUUAAUAAUUUAUUUGCGAUUUAUCUGGGUACGCCCAUGUAGCAAAGCCAAAAGAGCUUUUUAAAAAAUGUAUUCACAACUUCUCAGACUAUACUACAAAACAAUGAAAAACUAAACUACAAAACUAAUCUGGUAUUGGAACAGUGUAGCAAAGAUCGCAAGGGCAUACUGAACAAUGGUAUUUGCUUAUCUCAAACAACCUUGAGGUUUUUUUUAAAAUAACAAUUGGUCAGGUUGUGUGGUUGUACUAAUAGAUAGCAAAGGCCAGCUAUUCAAAUUGAGGAGGUGGUGGCGAGGGAAGAUUACUGUAACCUUGAGUAAAGGACAUUACGCCGAAAAUGAUGGGCAUUAAGAAGAAUUUAGAAACGACAAAAAAUAUUCAAGGCAAGAGAAGUGUGUGUCUGCAUGUGUGUGCAUGCAGGCGUGCACGUGUGUGUGGCUACUUUCUUUGAAACUGAUAAUGCAGUUGACCUGCUGGUUGGUGUGGUGUGGAGUUGAAGUCUAUCAGAUGAGAGGGGUAAGGGGUAGCGAGUAAGCGGGAGAUCUUGAUCAGAGACCAGCAUGGUGCAUCAGAUAACAUCCAUAGAGCCUCUCUCUGGCUCAUGUUCAAGCAAGAAGCAGGCGUUACAGUAAAGCAGAGAAAAAGGUAAAAAUGUACAGCAACACCCCAACACAAAAAUAGUGAAUGAAGGGAAUUUGGCUCUUUUUUUAUGAAUUUGGCCUCUUUAAAUGGAUUGUUAGACAAUUCAAACGGAUAUGUGUUUAAAACAGCCAUGAAAGUUGAAUUUUAUCAUUAAGAUGUAUUAAAAAAGAUGUUAAUAAAAAAAAAACCCUAGGUACAUAGACAUACACAGGCCUGCAUCAGCAACAGCUGAAUAAAACCGAUUUAAAAAGCUAGCAGUGAAAGUCUAAAUGCUGUAUCAGUGUGCAUGACUGUGAGCAGAAAAAAAUAUCCCAUGUCACGAUAUUUGGCUUUUAACAGAAAUCCAUUUGUGAGGGCAUGCAUCUGACCCCUGACCUCUGUGAGUAUUACUGCGGCUGGUAAUGUUAUGUCUAGCCGUCUCUCUCGAUUUCAAAGCCAUUCUCUCCCCAGUACGUACAGUACUGUAUUAACAAUCACACUGAGCCGUGUAUGCUGUACCCCUGCCCUUGCCCUGGCCAGACUGACACACACACACACACACACACACACACACACACACACACACACACACACACACACACACACACACACACACACACACACACACACACACACGCGCGCACACACGCGCGCACACACGCGCGCACACACACACAAACACACACUAGUCCUUUUGUUUAACAGUAUAUGAGAAACAAUGUGAGCGGUGGAAACUGGAACCCUGGGGGUAAGAGAAGGAGAAGAAGGAAGUAUUGAGAAUAUUCUGGAAUGUUGUGAAUAUUCUGGAAGUAUUGAGAACAUUCUGGAAUAUCCUCAGUAAGAUUUUAUUUUCCCUGUUUUUUUAGGGAGGCUGUCUUGUGUAUUACAUUCUUUUGGAUAAAGUGUUAAUUGAUUGUGAAAUGAUGGUAUUAUUAAAAAAAGACAAGAAAGGUAAAAUAAAAACAAAUAAAGACUGGCUAAGUUGUCUCUGUCGUUGAUCCU